AUGAUUUAUUACGUCUUUCCUAUUAUUUUAUUAGCAAAUUUUGUUUCAACUCAACGACCACAAAACGAAUGUUUUCUUUUAAAUACGAAAUUAAAUAAAUAUAAUAUUCAUAUAAAUGUUCAACAAAAAAAUUUUUCUCGUUUAAAUCUAUGCGAACAUAUCGUUGAUAAUCGUUGUUGUCCACAAAACUAUGAAAAUCAAAUACAAAAUGCAACAGCCAUUGAACUUUAUCGUCUAUUUGAAUUGAAUACGAUUCAUUUAUAUGAACCAUUACUUCGUUUAGCUAAUGAUUUAAAUCAUACAACUGUAAAAUUAAUUGAACUAUCACGAAAUGAAACGCAUCUUGUUUUACAACGUGGCUAUAAUAUACUUUAUCAAUCCUAUCGUUCGUCUAUAGAUACAUUUUUUAAUAAUCUUUUAACAUUAACCUAUCGUACUUAUCAACAUGAUAUUAAAGUCUUUGUUGAUGAAUUAUUUCGUAAUAUUUUGCACAUAUCAUUAACAUUAAGUAACAAUAAAAUGAUUUCGCCAACAUAUCUUUCGUGUCUAUGGAAGAAUCAUCCGUUUGGAAAUCAUCUAAAUUUAAUUGAAAAUCAACUAGAAGUUAAUUUAGGAAAACUAUUUCAAUUAAAUGAAUUAUUUAAAUUAAGCCAUGAACUGGUUCAAAUUUUGUCUACGAGUGUUACAACGGAUUAUCAUUGUAUUGAUGCUUAUAUGCAAUUAUCAUAUUGCAAUUUAUGUGGUGGACGAGGUGAAUUACCAUGUUUAUCUAACUGUAUGAAUGUUAUUGAAAGUUGCAUGGUUAAUGUAACAUUAAUUGAUGAUAUAUGGAAAAUUUUCAUUGAUUCGGUUGACAAUGUUGCCUAUUUUAACAAUAUUGAAAAGGUUUUAUCAUCAAUUGGUUUAUCGAUAUCAGAUGCUGUUAUGGCCUUUUUUAAUUCGGGCGGAGUAGGAAACAAGGACAUCAUCGAUCAAUGUGGGCAAAUACGUAGCCGACGUCAAGCAUUUGCUAUCGAUCAAACAGUCGAUGACGAAUACAGUAAAACACUAGCAUUAUCACUAUUAGAUCAACAGCUGAGUCAUAUGAGUCAAUCGUUGCAGUCGUAUCGAUCAUUUUGGGUUGAACUACCUAAACACGUUUGUAAAUCAAAAGGGGUUUCAUCAAUAAAUCAAAAUGAAUGCUGGACAGGAACUUUAAUAUCACAAGAUGAAGGAUCUUCUGUAAAGUUAAAUUAUGAUAAACCAUUAAGUUUAAAAUUACAAUGGAUUGUAAAAGAAAUGAAACAAAAAUCACUAGUAAAUGCCAGUACACAUCGCAUCACAUCAGCACUUAAUAUUAAUCCAGCCACAAAUCCAUCAACAGUAAAUGAAUCAAAAACAAAUGUAAUCAUCGAAAACUUCACUGAUGCAUUAAAAUCUAAUGAUCUUGAUGAUUAUCCAAAUGACAAUGAAUUCGAUUAUUCCGAUUAUGCAUAUGAAGACUCAACAGAUGAAACAACAACAACAACAACAACAACAACAACAACAACAACGACGACGGCAACAACAACGAGCAUUACCACCACCACCACCGCAAAAAAGACUAUCACUAGGAAGACCUCACAUCGCAUAGCGACAACAACAACUACCACCACUACAGAUCGGACUGAUGACUAUCCUUCAAUUGACGAUACAAAUACUGCUUUUUAUGAUUAUGGAGAUACCGAUUUAUAUAGUGAUGAAGAAUCAGAAGAGAAUUCAAGCACUGAACAACCUAUUAUAAUUACAACGACAAGACGAAUAACGACGACAGUUAACUGGAAAGAUCGAAUACCGAUCUAUCAUCGAAAGCCACCCAUCAUAUGGAAUGUCAAUAACGAUGAUAAUUAUGAUCAAAACUUAGAAAAACAAGAACAGCGACGUAACAGUGGUUAUUCUCUUCAUUAUUCUCUUCUAUUAUUACUAACUAUGUUCAUCUCUCGAGUCUGA
Molecule: messenger RNA, 1968 nt
Organism: Rotaria socialis
Lineage: Eukaryota; Metazoa; Rotifera; Eurotatoria; Philodinida; Philodinidae
Source: the annotation of a GenBank genome assembly